AGCCAUGUGGGUUGGGUUGGGGCUGACCCUGGCUCUCUGCCUCCUCCCAGGAGGAGGGGCGGAGAGCCAGGGCUCCAGCACCCGUUGUAGAGAAGCUCCGGACUGGCGCAUUGGGGAGGAAAAUCCUAUGCUGGACUCCAGAGGUUUCGUAACGGUAGUGGCUCUUCUCAAAGCUAGCUGAUUUUUGUGCCUGCUCCAGGCUUCCAGGCUGGAAGACCUGCGACUGAAGCUAGAAAAUGAUGGAUUUACCAACGUCUCCUUUGUGGUCGUCAACCACCAGGGGCACAGUUCCCGGCAAAAGUAUCCCCAGCUGAGAGAGAAGGUUUCGGAGAACGUUCCUGUAUACCAGCAGGAGAACGCCCAGCCUGAUGUUUGGACUACUCUAAAUGGAAAGAAGGAUGACUUCCUGAUCUAUGACAGGUGCGGCCGUCUUGUGUAUCAUCUUGGUUUGCCUUACACCUUUCUAACUUUCCCCUACGUGGAAGAUGCUAUUCAGGUUACAUACUGUGAAUCAACAUGUGGAAACUGUUCUUACAUGACCCCAGAGAUUGAAGAAAGAUGCAAGAACAUAACAAAACUCGCCAAAGCACCCACCAAGUUCACAGACCCUCUCCCCGAACUUCCCAGGCACCAUCACAGACACGGGGACGUGCUUUCUGAAAAUCAAAACCAGCGCGGCGCUGUUCACGUCCACGGGCAUCGAUCCCAUCAGGACCACCUGCAACAGCGUAGAGUUAAUGCAGGUCAGGCCGGUAGCUGGGAGGCAGCUGAAGCUGCCCUGCAGCAAGCUGCUGAAACCUCCCCACAAGCGGAUGCAGGGCCUUCUUCCGGUAGCUGAUGCUGACACUGACGGCAUCUGUUGUUUGAGGAUCUGGCUAGCACGGCCUCCUGAUCCUGCCGCGGAGAGCUCCCGUCUUCCUGCAGGUGACAGGGCCAGCUGUUGGCAGAGACCGUCGUUGAGUCUUGUCAGUGACGGCUGCCUACAGCUGCUUGA
Messenger RNA from Euleptes europaea (tarantolino), 994 nucleotides. RefSeq names its product selenoprotein P (gene SELENOP). Gene Ontology annotation, molecular function: selenium binding. The record is from RefSeq and is a predicted model, not a curated record. NCBI's taxonomy places the organism in Eukaryota, Metazoa, Chordata, Lepidosauria, Squamata, Sphaerodactylidae. Gene Ontology annotation, cellular component: extracellular region. Gene Ontology annotation, biological process: selenium compound metabolic process. The transcript has 5 exons.